AUGUCAGAUAAAAUUUCUAAGUAUGAUUUAAAACGAACAACAGCGUUUAACCGUUUAAAAGAAACUUAUGACAUUGGUGUUGCAAUAUCUACUGACAACUCUCAAAAAUCGAUAUUUUUAGCUAGAGUAGAGACUAUUGACAAGGUGUAUGAAGAUUUUAUAACUUAUCACAAUCAAAUUAUUUCUCUCAUAUCAGACGAAGAUUUUAAAAAAUAUGAUGCUUUACGUAUAUCACCUGACAACGCAUUCUACGGAUCUAAAGCUAUAAAAUAUCAAAUUAUAGGUGACAGUUCUUUGACAAAUAAUUCGACCAAUGUUUCCACUCCUAAAAUUACUGCAAAAUUACCGAAAAUUACUCUUCCUAUAUUUGAAGGCGAUUUCAAAAGUUGGUCUGGAUUUUUUGAUCUUUUUAAUACUUUAAUACAUGAAAAUUCACAAUUGUCAAAUGUAGAAAAGUUUCAAUAUUUACUAACGUUAUUGGGUAAAGAACCUGUAAUUAAAGGACUUCCAGUCACUGAAAACAAUUAUACAGUUGCUUAUACUGCUAUUAAAAAUCGAUAUCAAAAUAAAAGAUUGCUGGCUACUUAUCAUUAUAAUGAAAUCUGUCAAGCUGGACAGGUCAGAAAAGGAACUUGUACUGAACUUUUUAAAUAUUUUUUCCGAAAAUAUUUCUGCGCUAGCGUUUUGCAAUUUCCUGUUACUCAUUGGGAUUUUCUCUUAUUUAAUAUGUUAUUGCAAAAAUUAAAUGUUUCUAUUAGGACUGAUUUUGAAGUUCAAAAUACUGUCGAAAUUCCGACAUAUUCAGAUUUAACACAUUUUUUGGAAAAUAAAUGUAAAGCCUUAGAGUCAGUUCAGUUUACUACUUCAUACAAUAAUGAACAUUAUAAGGAUAAGAGCAAACAAUCGUAUCAAUCCUCUAGUUUUUCAUCUAAUAAAAAAUCUUCAGAAAUUAAAACUGGUUAUCCAGCCUUUAUGACAACAAGUAAUAACAAUGCCACACCAUAUCAAUCUAAUAAGGGGGACAAACUGAAAUGUGUACUGUGUUCAUCUUCACAUGCAUUAUACAGAUGUUUUUCCUUUCUUUCAAAAACACCGCAGGACCGGUUAAACUUUGCUAAACAACACAAUUUAUGUACAAAUUGUUUGUUAUCUUCCCAUUCUGUACGAAAAUGCAAUUCUUCUUUUAAAUGUAAAAUUUGUGGAUCUCCUCAUCACACAUUAUUGCAUCUGGAUAAAGCUAUAGAUAGUUCUUCAUCUAAUACUCCAGUCAAUUCAAAUUUCAAUCACACUGAUGACCGUGCAAUCCUAGAGUCAACUCCUGGCCCUUCUGUCAGUGCUAUGGCGAGCACGUUAUCUACUAAACAAUCUACGGUUUUAUUAUCUACAGCCAUUGUCGACAUCAAAGAUAUUCGGGGAAACUUUCAACAAAUUCGAAUUCUCUUUGACUCCGCUAGCAUGGCUAACUUUAUUACAGAAAAAUGUGUAAAUCGUCUUGGAUUACCACGCAAACGCUUUUCUAUUCCCAUUGAAGGACUUAAUGGAAUGUCGGCGCAAACAAAUCAGGGCGUCACACAUUGUACGAUUAAACCAUGUAAUGAUUCUAAUCCUCUAUUCUCUUUUGAUAGUAUCAUUUUACCGAAAAUUUGUUCUGACCAACCUAAGAUAAAUAUAAAUCCUUUGUCUUGGACACAUAUCCAGAAUCUUAAAUUAGCUGAUUAUUCAUUUCAUAAACCAGGUCCUAUUGACCUUUUAAUUGGUGCUGAAUUGGUACCUCAUAUUCUACGUUCGGGACGGAUUUUAGGUGAACCGGGUCAACCUGUUGCUUUAGAAACAAUUUUCGGAUAUAUUCUUCAAGGUAUGGCAGUUUCUGACCAUGUACCGUUACAUAAUUCAACUUUGCUAAGCUGCCAUACUUCUAUUGAAAAUAACUUAGAUAUUCAGCUUCAAAAAUUUUGGGAAGUUGAGGAAAUUCCUAAAAUUUCUAGCCUGUCUACUGAGGAUGUCCAGUGUGAGGAAAUUUAUAGAUCGCUAACUUAUAGAGAUCAGUCUGGCAGAUUCUGUGUACCUCUUCCGUUUAAAAUACCGAAUCCAUUCUUCCGUAAUACAUGUUUCAAGCUCGUCGACUAUUUACAUCACUAG
Sitophilus oryzae (rice weevil) is the source of this 2139-nucleotide messenger RNA. RefSeq lists its product as uncharacterized. Lineage: Eukaryota; Metazoa; Arthropoda; Insecta; Coleoptera; Curculionidae. The record is from RefSeq and is a predicted model, not a curated record. The coding region runs from base 1 to 2139 and encodes 712 amino acids. The transcript has a single exon.